GGACUUUUGGCCUCCAUGCUCAUUCCUCCUUUUCAUCUAUAGUUCUUUCCUAUCUAGAAAAUUGAGUUGUUUCCUCUUACUAUCUUCAAAGUCUGAAGCAUGAUCGUUACGUCAUUGUCCCCUGCCCGAAUUGGUUGCUCGAUAAUUUCGAAUUUUCGUGCCAUGAAGCAGGCCACAAGAAGCAGGAAUUCUAUGAAGGAAUUCCUACAAACCCGCGAUAGCGAUACCUUGGGUACUUGGUCUUGGAUGAAUGAGGGUACACCUGCUCCGGAUCUUGCGCAAAGUAGCAAGCUGAUAGUGUCGUAGAUCUGUUACCCACGCCGAGCGAAAAACGCACAUGGAAAACAUUGAACUAUAUGUUUUUCUACAGCAGUCUUGCCAUGGAUAAUUGGACAUUUGGCUCAGCAUUGAUCGGUUUUGGCAUGAUUUGGUGGCAAGCCAUCAUCGGAAUCUUCAUUGCUCGAUUCAUUGGGGCCGCUGCUUCAGCUCUCAACUCAAGAUGCGCUGAGGUAUACCAUAUUGGAUUUCCAGGUGUUGCAUGCUCUGUGUUUGGAAUUUACGGAAGCUUUUAUGCUGUCGGUGCAAGGGCUGUACUGGCUGCGAUAUAUUACUCUUUGAAGAGUAAGUAGAAAGUGUCGGAUUCAAUUGUAGACGAACGCUAAAAUGCCAUCGCAGUGUAUGCUGCAUCUUUGUUUGUCGUUAAUAUGCUUCACGCUAUUUUUGGAAAGGCUUUCACAUCCAUUCCAAAUAGCCUUCCCCAAUCCUUCGGGUUUACAACACAGCAAAAGCUUGCUUUUUUUCUGUACUGGCUAUGCCACAUUCCAUUCGUAUUUUUGCGAUCCAACCAGGUGAAGUGGCUUUUUACGUUGAAGAUGUGUACGAUGGUACCAGCCAUGGUCGGUUUGUUCACAUUCUGCAUGGUCGAUACUGGUGGUAGGGUUGGAGCAAAUAGACUGGCUUCUGGAUUACCUUUCGACAGCACUGCGUGGCUCUUCAUGUACGCCAUCAAGUCGUGUCUCGGUGUCCAUUCAACACUCAUCACCAACCAGCCUGGUUAUUCACAUUGGGCGAAAACCUGUUGGUCCUCAGUCUGGACUGAAUUAGUAUUUUGGCCGCUAUCAGUCACAAUAUCUGCGGCUUUUGGCAUUAUAUCAACUGCCGCUAUCAAUAACGCGUGGGGACUAAAGCUAUGGAAUCAAUGGGAUCUUCUCACUGCUAUUCUCGAUCGUUAUUCAAGCUCCGGGGCACGCUUUGUAGUCUUCUUAUGCGCAUUGUUCUGGGCGGUGCUGGUGUUAGGAACAAACAUUGCAGCAAAUAUGAUUCCAUUGGGAAGCGACCUUGCAAUGUUGCUCCCUCGUUACAUGAACAUGCGACGUGGUCGGAUUCUUGGCUUGUUUCUGGCUCGGUCAAUGUGUCCCUGGAAUAUCUAUGCUUCGGCUACUACUUUUACCAGAUUUCUCAGUGGAUAUGGAAUCUUUAUGGGAGGCUUGACGGGUGUUAUGAUUGCGGACUAUGGACUUACUAGAGGGAAUCUGUUCAUUGAGCACUUGUAUGAUGGGAAGAGAAGCAAUCCAAGAUAUCAUUAUACGCGGGGAUGGAAUAUACAAGCGUACAUCGCAUAUAUUGCUGGCUGGGGUAUUGGCUUUCCAGGAUUUUGUGGUAAUCUUGGAGCCAAUGUUUCCCCGAUUGCAAAGAAACUGGGCUACCUCAGUUGGCUUUUGUUGUUUAAUGUCUCCAUUGUCGUUUAUAUCGCGUUGUGCACGGUCUUUCCAACGCAGAGUCAGUACUCUGUCCGACAGCUUGAUUUGCGACGAGAAGAGAUGGCGGUUGGUAUAGAUGAUAUUGAAUUCCUCGGCCUGAAAGCUUUGGUGGAAGUUCAAGAACUGCGUUAG
Hymenoscyphus albidus is the source of this 1892-nucleotide messenger RNA. NCBI's taxonomy places the organism in Eukaryota, Fungi, Ascomycota, Leotiomycetes, Helotiales, Helotiaceae. The record is from the annotation of a GenBank genome assembly.